AUGGAUUCCAGCAGCAACAGGAAAAAGAGCAAACUCCACUACCACGUUGCUGUCAUCAUCAACUACCUGGGGCACUGUGUCUCUUUAGGGGCCCUCCUGGUGGCCUUUGUCCUCUUCAUGCGUUUGAGGAGCAUCCGGUGCCUGAGGAACAUCAUCCACUGGAACCUGAUCACAGCCUUCAUCCUCCGUAAUGCCACCUGGUUCGUGGUGCAGCUCACCAUGAACCCUGAGGUGCACGAGAGCAACGUGGUCUGGUGUCGCUUGGUCACUGCUGCCUACAAUUAUUUCCAUGUCACCAACUUUUUCUGGAUGUUUGGGGAAGGCUGCUACCUGCACACAGCCAUUGUCCUCACCUACUCCACAGACAAACUCCGCAAGUGGAUGUUCAUCUGCAUCGGGUGGUGUAUUCCCCUUCCCAUCAUCGUUGCCUGGGCCAUUGGGAAGCUCUACUAUGACAACGAGAAGUGCUGGUUUGGGAAGAGAGCAGGAGUUUAUACUGACUACAUUUACCAAGGGCCCAUGAUCCUGGUGCUGCUGAUCAACUUCAUCUUUCUCUUCAACAUCGUCCGCAUCCUCAUGACGAAGCUCCGAGCAUCAACCACCUCAGAGACAAUCCAGUACAGGAAAGCAGUCAAGGCCACCCUGGUGCUGCUGCCCUUGCUGGGAAUCACCUACAUGCUCUUCUUUGUCAACCCAGGAGAGGAUGAGAUCUCCAGGAUUGUUUUCAUCUAUUUCAACUCUUUUCUGGAGUCCUUCCAGGGUUUCUUUGUUUCUGUUUUCUACUGCUUCCUGAACAGUGAGGUCCGCUCCGCCGUCCGGAAGCGGUGGCACCGCUGGCAGGACAAACAUUCCAUCCGUGCCCGGGUGGCUCGGGCCAUGUCCAUCCCCACUUCCCCCACUCGGGUCAGCUUCCACAGCAUCAAACAGUCCACAGCUCUCUGAACCAGG
Molecule: messenger RNA, 948 nt
Organism: Calypte anna (Anna's hummingbird)
Lineage: Eukaryota; Metazoa; Chordata; Aves; Apodiformes; Trochilidae
Product: corticotropin-releasing factor receptor 1
Exons: 10
Coding region: 1-942 (313 amino acids)
Biological process (GO): adenylate cyclase-activating G protein-coupled receptor signaling pathway; cell surface receptor signaling pathway
Cellular component (GO): plasma membrane; neuron projection
Molecular function (GO): G protein-coupled peptide receptor activity; corticotropin-releasing hormone binding; corticotrophin-releasing factor receptor activity
Source: RefSeq, a predicted model, not a curated record